AUGCCUCUCGUCAGUCGCUCUUUCACAUCGCCGUCACCGAUGGCGAGUGAACAAAUUCGAAAACGACAGAUUGAACAAGACAUCUCGCAAAACCAUCACCCUGCAAAAAAGCGGAAGGCAAGAAGUACCCGUGCCGUCGCUCCCAAAUUCCCCCCAGCUUUUUACGACGACUUAUCCGAGAUACCCUUAACACUCAACAUCCUGCAAGAAUUAGAUCAGAGGAACGACGCGCGCGCAAAGACGGAAAAACGAACCAACCCCAUCGGUUCACUGCCCAAGGAUCUUUCUCGAUUCUCAAGACGCGGUGGCCCAGAUCUGCAGCACCUUAGAGAGUUUUCGAGCAAGACACGAAACCCUUCGAUAAUGGAAAAUACUAGUUCCAGCUCCCGAAGUCGACGGACGCUAUCAACGAGAGCGACAAGUGUUACUUCUAGAAGCGGCUCAACGCGGUACGGGAAGGAGUUUGAUCAACACCUUCGUGACCACGGUGUAUAUGUGAACAACCGUAAAUCGAAACCGUUGAACACAGAGGAAACAAAGAUGAGAUUGGAACAGAGCCGCGCGUCCUUGUCGCCGUCACAAUUCUCAGAGGAACAGUUCGAGGCAUUUCAAAGGAAGAAUGAAGAUGCUGUGUUUGAAUCUGAUGUCAUGGCUGAUGUCAUUCCCCUUAUCUGUGGAGAUUGUCCCAUUCCUAGCAAACAGAAUGUCCUCUUCACCGAGCUUGAACCUCUCACUAAUGGCAACGCCGUGAGACCAAAGCCAGAUCAUUUUGACGGCGCUGAUCUUGCGGACCUUUUGGCGGCCAACUUCUUCAUAGAGGCCAAGGGACCUGACGGAAAUGCAUCAGUUGCACAGAGGCAGGCAUGCUACGACGGAGCGUACGGUGCCCGUGCCAUGCACACGUUGCAGAAUUAUGGGAAAACCCAAGCGAAAUAUGAUGGAAAUGCUUAUACCUAUAGCUCAACCUAUCAUCCUGCUACUGGCACCCUUCAACUGUACGCACAUCAUAUUACAGCUCCUGCUAAUACUAGAGGACGGGCAGAGUACCACAUGACCAAACUAUGUGGCUUUGAUUUGACAAACAAUCGCGCGACUUUUGUCGAAGGGGCCACGUUUUUUAGAAAUGCAAGGCAGUUGGCCAAAGAACAUCGCGACCGGGCCAUCCAGGUUGCAAACGGAGAAGCUGCCGAAGUUAAGGAUCGAAGUGACAAUAAAGAUCGAGAAUCAGCGUCAUGGCAGGAUGCACAUGAUGCGCUUCAGGAAGGGAUAGCCGAGACGUGCGGAAAUAGUUCCAAACGCGAUGCUGAGGCAUAUGACUUACUACAUGAUUUGCAUGGAGACGAUGAUUCACAGGAGCCAAGUCAAGUAUCGACUGUACUAGGUUACGACGAUCCAUCUUUAAGCUUUACAUCGAGUGUUACUUCCGCCUUGAGCAAUGAGCCGGUGGUCCGAUCGAAGCGCACCAGGCAACUCAACUCACCAGAUAGCUCCUGGGGACGCAGUUCGUCCAAGAGUCGUACGCGCGUUGGCCUAAAUCAGCUGCUUGCAAAGAAAGAGUAG
This is a messenger RNA of Pochonia chlamydosporia 170, 1560 nucleotides long. RefSeq lists its product as hypothetical. The record is from RefSeq and is a predicted model, not a curated record. NCBI's taxonomy places the organism in Eukaryota, Fungi, Ascomycota, Sordariomycetes, Hypocreales, Clavicipitaceae. The transcript has 3 exons. The coding region runs from base 1 to 1560 and encodes 519 amino acids.